Penicillium paradoxum is the source of this 2367-nucleotide messenger RNA. It is a transcript of the gene hsp78, whose product is annotated as chaperone ATPase HSP78. Lineage: Eukaryota; Fungi; Ascomycota; Eurotiomycetes; Eurotiales; Aspergillaceae. Gene Ontology annotation, biological process: cellular response to heat. The transcript has a single exon. Gene Ontology annotation, cellular component: cytoplasm; mitochondrial matrix. Gene Ontology annotation, molecular function: ATP hydrolysis activity; ATP binding. The coding region runs from base 1 to 2367 and encodes 788 amino acids. The record is from RefSeq and is a predicted model, not a curated record.
AUGGCGGCGAGAUUAUCCCUCACUACCCGUAGUCGCCUUCUACGAACGCCUAACCUAUCCUCGACCCGUCUGCUGACCCCAAUCACGCGAUCACGUAUACUCUGUCGCCCUUCUAUCGUCACACCAGCCGUCAAUUCCAGUCCGAUCUCUGUCCGCCACUAUGCUAAAGGCCGUCCACAUCCUCCAGGCGGCACCCACCGUAUGGACAUGAGUGGAGAACCAGAGAAAUCAGCACUCGAGCAAUACGGCGUUGACCUCACAGCCAAAGCGAAAGCUGGAAAGCUGGACCCCGUUAUUGGGCGAGACGCUGAGAUUCACCGAACUAUUCAAAUUCUGUCCCGGCGGACCAAGAAUAACCCUGUGCUGAUCGGUGCAGCUGGAACCGGCAAGACUGCCGUGCUUGAAGGUUUGGCUCAGCGCAUCGUCCAAGGAGAUGUCCCUGAGAGUAUUAAAAACAAACGGGUUAUUUCUUUGGAUCUCGGCUCUCUCAUUGCGGGAGCCAAGUUCCGGGGCGACUUCGAGGAGCGUCUGAAAUCUGUACUGAAGGAAGUGGAGGAUGCGCAGGGUGGAGUGAUCCUCUUCAUCGACGAGCUUCACACCUUGCUGGGACUCGGUAAAGCUGAAGGCAGCAUUGAUGCUAGCAAUCUACUUAAGCCUGCUCUUUCACGAGGCGAACUCCAAUGCUGUGGUGCUACCACCCUCAACGAAUACCGACUUAUUGAAAAAGAUGUGGCCCUCGCCCGACGUUUCCAACCUAUACUUGUGGGUGAGCCAUCGGUAGCCUCGACGAUUUCGAUUCUACGUGGAAUAAAGAACAAAUAUGAAGUGCACCAUGGCGUCAGAAUAACAGAUGGCGCUUUGGUAGCUGCUGCUACUUACAGCAAUCGCUACAUCACUGAUCGUUUCCUACCCGACAAAGCCAUUGAUCUUGUCGAUGAAGCUGCAUCGGCCCUUCGCUUACAGCAAGAAUCAAAGCCCGAUUCAAUUCGGGAACUUGAGCGUGACAUCACUACCAUCCAAAUCGAGCUCGAGUCUCUUCGCAAGGAAACCGAUGUUGCCAGCUGCGAACGACGAGACAAACUUCAAGAAGACUUGAAAAUCAAACAAGCGGAGGUCGAUAAAUUGACUGAGGCUUGGGAGAAGGAGAAAGCCGAAAUUGAUACUAUCAAACGCACCAAAGAGGCCUUGGAACUUGCUCGGUUUGAGCUCGAACAAGCCCAACGCGAGGGAAACUUUGCUAAGGCUGGAGAGUUGAGAUACUCUAUUAUUCCGGAACUCGAAGCCAAGCUGCCAAAAGAGGGCGCCGAACCAGAUCCUGAAAAUCAAACUUUGAUUCAUGACUCGGUGACUGCAGAUGAUAUUGGAAACGUUGUCUCUCGGACUACAGGCAUCCCUGUCAACAAGCUCAUGGCCGGGGACAUAGAAAAGUUGAUUCACAUGGAAGAUACUCUCCGAAAAUCAGUCCGUGGACAGGAUGAAGCGCUUUCUGCUGUUGCAAAUGCCGUGCGAAUGCAGAGAGCAGGUCUCAGCGGAGAAAACCGGCCCCUGGCUUCAUUCAUGUUCCUUGGUCCCACCGGUGUCGGAAAGACUGAACUUUGCAAGAAAAUGGCCGAGUUCCUUUUCUCUACCGAAAGUGCUGUUGUACGCUUCGACAUGAGUGAGUUCCAGGAGAAGCACACCAUCAGCCGUCUCAUCGGUUCUCCUGCCGGUUAUGUUGGAUACGAUGAUGCUGGCCAGCUUACCGAGGCUGUCAGACGGAAGCCUUAUGCUGUUCUGUUAUUUGAUGAAUUCGAGAAGGCGCACCGGGACAUCUCAGCGCUACUACUGCAGGUUCUCGACGAGGGCUUCUUGACGGAUGCCCAAGGCCAUAAAGUCGAUUUCCGAAACACAUUGAUCGUACUGACCUCAAAUCUUGGAGCCAGUAUCCUCGUUGGAGCGGACCCUUUGCACUCAUUGAAAGACACUGAUGGUUCGGAGCUCCCGUCAAAGGUUAAAUCGGCCGUUAUGGAUGUGGUUCAAGGUGCAUACCCACCUGAGUUUAUGAACCGAAUUGAUGAAUUUAUCAUCUUCAAGCGCCUUUCGAAGGAGGCUCUUCGGGAUAUCGUCGACAUCAGAAUCCGGGAGCUGCAGUCCAGACUGGAUGACCGCCGUAUGACUUUGCAGGUUGAUGAUGAAAUCAAGGACUGGCUGUGCGAGAAAGGCUACGAUCCUAGAUUUGGUGCUCGGCCGUUGAACCGUCUCAUUGCCAAGGAGAUUGGAAACCGCCUGGCUGAUAAGAUCAUUCGGGGUGAAGUUGUCUCCGGUCAAACUGCCCGGGUAUCUCUUGAUGAAGAUAAGUCUGGCCUGGUGGUGACCACUCAAGAUUAA